Molecule: messenger RNA, 1329 nt
Organism: Actinia tenebrosa (Australian red waratah sea anemone)
Lineage: Eukaryota; Metazoa; Cnidaria; Anthozoa; Actiniaria; Actiniidae
Source: RefSeq, a predicted model, not a curated record
UGAAGAAUACAAAAGCCGUGGUGCAAAUAAGUAUUGAAUAAACACUAAUCCAGCGGCAACGAGUAUUUACCAUACGGGAGAAAAAAGUGCAACCUUGAUUAAUAAAGCCAAGUCUAGGAAAAAAAGUGUGUAAAAGUCUGGUUUCAUUUAACUGUAAGAGCUGUAUGAGGCAAGGGAGAGGAAAUGUGUUACUGGGGAUGCAUAGAAAACAAUAUGAUGUACAAGUGCAAGUACUGUGGCACCAGGUACUGCAAGGCUUGUAAGAAGGGAGCAUUUUAUGGCGAAAUGAUCACAGAGAACACCUGCAGAAUUUGUAAUCAGCCUCGGUGUCAAGGAGAGCGCAUAGUUAUCCAGUCACUAAAGAAACCACAAGACGACAAGAACGAGAAAAAUUCAAAAAAGAAAUCAACCACAACUGGAGGGAAGAGACUGCAAAAAACAACAAAAAAGAGGAAAUAACAAAAAAAUUAAAUAGUAUGAAAACAAAGAAAUUAUAAUCCUAAUUUAUUGAGUUCUUUAUUUAUCAAAAACCAGAAAAAUGAAUUUUAGUUUAUUUGUAGUUUGAAAAAGAAAAAGCUAAAGAAGCUUCGACAAAUUUGUGUAUAUAGAACCAGCCUUAACAACACCAUUGUAUAAAUACAAAAUAGUUUACGUACAAUAUAAAUUAAUUUAUAUGCAACUACCGAGCGUGAGGCCCCGUUUACCCGGACCUGCAUGGUUUCAAAAUAAUACAUUUGCAUAUUCAGAUGGGUAAACGAGGAGAAAAUAACACCGGUUUCAAAUGAAACCGGGUCGUGUGUCCAGUUUGAACGUCGCAUUUGUCAUUUACACAAUGCAACUAUUAGAUUUGACGUCUGAACUGGACCGAAUAGUCAAUACCUAACAUCCAAACAAAUAUAAAAACAAAAGUAAUCAUCAGAAUUAGUAUUUACAAAUGCCUGUGUGAUAAACUAAUGUUUUUUAACAUGUGUCAUCACUGAGUGUCAACUUAAGUACUGCCCUCAUAGAGAGCAAAAUGAUAAAGUUACGAAAAGUAAUUGGAUGCUGAAUGUAACCUAUGGACAGGGCAGAAAAACGGGUUCUACUUUCGACGUUUAUGCGUUAAUAAGCUUUAUGUUUCAUAAACAGGCUCUUUUGGGGCUGAUUAACAAAAUACCAAAAUUUGGGGAAAUUCAAGGGAUGCGUAUUUGAGAUAUAACGCACUGAACGUUGGGAGAGAUGAUAAAAGUAGCAGCCUUGUCGUUUUUCUGCUCUGUCUAACCUAUGUCGAUUCAUGGGGAAUGGUGGCAUUAGAAAUUUUAAGAAAAUAAUAAAGAAAGUGUAGAAUGA